AUUUACAUAAUACUGGGAGUGUGAGUGCCACGUUGUUGCGGUCUUUGCGGUGCCUGUACGCUCGCAUUAAUGUGAGUUCACUCCCAGUCUCUAGCGGAGGCAAGUGUUAGAUUGUCUGCACUGGGAGAGGCAAGGCGAGACGAGACGAGACGAGGGGAAGGGAUUAGUAUAGCUUUAAAAAGAAAAAAAAAAACACCUUGUCUCUGGCCUCUGGAAUAUAACAUUAGCCGCAUUUCACCAAAAAAUGCUCACCGAUAUGAUGGUAGAAGAGGAAUUUGAGAUCAGCGAGGACGAACCGUGGUAUGAUCAUCAGGACUUGGAGCAUGAUUUGCACCUGGCUGCCGAGCUCGGAAAAACUCUGUUGGACCGAAACAGAGAGUUGGAGGAGGGGCUUCAGCAGAUGUACUCAACCAAUCAGGAGCAGCUGCAGGAAAUCGAGUACCUCACCAAGCAGGUGGAUCUUUUGCGGCAGAUGAACGAGCAGCAUGCCAAAGUCUACGAGCAGCUGGAUGUCACGGCCAGAGAGCUGGAGCUGGCCAAUCGCAAGCUGGUCCUGGACAGCCGGGCGUCCCAGCAGAAGACCACCGAGCUGGUGGAGACGAUCGAGGGGCUGCAGGUCCAGGUGAGUGAGCUGCAGCGGCAGGUGGAGGAAAUGAAGCAGCUGAGCCAGGGGGGCUGUCUGAAGAGGGACCUGGCUGAGCAGCGACGCUCCAGCUCUGCCCAGAGCGUGUCCUGCCUCAAGGAGCUGUACGACCUUCGCAAGUACUUUGUAUAUGACCACGUGUUUGCUGAGAAGAUCACGUCGGAGCCCAGCGAGCUGAGUCAGGCGGAGGAGGAGAAUGCUGCCCUCAAGAGGACGGUGACCGCACUGCAGGGUCAGCUGAGGGCGGAGCGGGGGAAGCGGACUGCCGCUGAGCAGGAUGUGGAGCUGAUCUCCCUGGAGAACAGAGACCUGGAGCAGCGCAUCGCUGAGCUGAGCUCCUGCCGGGCCCGGGUUCGAGAGCUGGAGAGUGACGUGAAUGAGCUGCGGCAGAUGUGCAAGUCCGACUCUGCUUUCGUGAGCCGUGUGGAGAAGCUGGUGCCUGAGUCCUUCCUGAUCUCCUUCCGGGAGUCCCUGCUGGAGCGGGAGACAGGGGAGGGAGGUCCGGACCCAGCAGAGGAGAACGGGGUCCCGGAAGUCGACAAGCGGUCGCUGAAACGUAGCAGCAGUGAUACCAGCCUGAAGAGCACCAGCGAGGAGGAGAUCCGCAAAGGGCACGAGCAGACCUGUAUCCGCCGCUCCGAGUCGGUCAAACAGAGGGGCAUCUCCCUCCUGAACGAGGUGGACGCCCAGUAUAGCGCCCUCCAGGUGAAGUACGAGGAACUGCUGCGCAAGUGCCAGCUGAACGACAGUGACGGCCACAGCAAGGCCGUGCAGACUUCCCAGCGCUACUCCCGAAGCAACAUCGCCAUCGCCCUCGCCCUGCCCUCGCCCAGCGACAGCCUUCCCUGGAGCCAGCCCCCAACCCCUGAUAGCCAGCAGCCAGAGUACAAAGCCCUCUUCAAGGAAAUCUUCACCUGCAUCAAGAAAACGAAAGAGGACAUCAGCGAGCACCAGCGAGAGAAGAAUAAGCCAGUCUCCUCUUCACAAACCCAGUGAGACUAGAUAGACGAGGCUGGUUCAGCUUCGAGACAGGGUAGUAUUGUAUUUGGUUUGUCCGUCCGGUACAGAUGGGAUGAAAAGCAAUGUGUUUAAUUUCUGUUUUAUGUUCUGAAGACACAGAAUGCAGAUUGUACGGCAUCAGUGAAGGGGUUCAUAUGGCUGGAUUUCUUUUUUGGUCCCAAAAAGCUGUAUUUGCCCCUUCCUCCCUCUCCCUCAUGCAGCAUGGAUAGUCAGAAAGUCAUACAACUGUGUUUUCUUCUUUUCAUGCUCUUGUUGUGUUUUUUUGUGGUGUACUAUAUAUCGCACUUUCUUUCCACACACAGAUGAGACAAAAUUCAGGAUACCCCAACACCCUGAACUGUUUUAGUUAUUUAUUUAUUUAUUUUCCCCUCCUACUCAUUUUCUUUACUAGUUUGUCAUUGACUUGUUUUUUUUUAAAAGAGAAACAGAGUUUAAUUCUAGCUGUGAAUUGGCAAAUGACUACUGAUAAGCAUAGUGUUUUUAAAAAAAAAAAAAAAAAUUAAUACAUUCUUGUUAAAUGUAUUUUUUGCAUUUAUUUUCCAAUUCCUGUGGCUGGAAUUAUAGUAUAAUAAUGAUGCUGCCACCCUUGGAGUCUCGUCAUAGAAAUACCAAAUAAAAAGAAUAUAUAUAUAAAUAUAAUUGAGAAUUCAUUUUGCAAUUUUAGCAAAUUUAUCUUUUUUGCAAUAUUUGUUAUUGUACUUUUUUAAAGCACUUUAAGGAUUGGGGAUGCAGGACUGCUGUUAAUAAUGCUUUUGCAAAUAACAUUUUGGAAGUUGGUUCGUCCAGCUCUCCAGCCAGCCUGAUUUAACCCUUUUGUCCUAUAAUCCUUAGUGUGGUCCUUCUAGAACACAGUUUGUGUUACAUGAUCAAAUUCUAGAUAGAAAAAUGUUCAAAAACACAUUGACACAUGCUGCACCAGAACAUACACAAGGGUUCAUUUUGUUUUCUGUUUUAGCCAGUCAGGCAUGUUCUGAAUUUCGUAGCAGAGUUGGGCCCGUGUUUCUUUAAUAAAUACAGCAGGCUGCCUGAGCUCAAACUCUUUCAGUUUGGUACACACAUCUCUUUAGCUGCUUGCACAUAAGGCUGAUUCAGUUUUGGGGAAAAAAAAAUCUACAGCACCUUGACCUGUAGCACGAUGGUGCUGUUUAUGAGAUGUAAAACUUUCAGCAGACAACAUGUAUGAAAUCUCUAAGUGGGUGGAAAUGUAACGUUGAACGAAUAUUGUGUGGCAAGCAAUAGUAGGAUUCAUUUGUGAAAAAAUAGAGGAAGCAUGUUGUGGAGAAAGGUACGAUAAAGAGGAGUAGGUUUUGAGUAAGCAUUAUAAUAAAGUUGGGUGCACUGCUUCUCUAGAACAAAAUGUAUUUGACAUUAAGCUGUAGCUAAUAAGUAGGGAGACAUGCCUUGAUAAUGUGUUCAAUCCCAAAUGCGGUUCUGCUUUAUAGCUUAAGCAGUUUGUCAUAUAUAUAUAUCAGACAUAAAACUGCCAUUCAUUUUCACGUAAAAAGUAGCACAUGCUUACUGGAGUAAGUUCUGUGGAAACUGAUCUCCACUCACGGGCUGGGUAGAAACUAACAUUCAAGUGAGAAUGUGGUACUUCUGUCCUCAUUACAGCCAUGGCAUCCUUCUGAUGUCAUGUUGUUGAGAACUAAAAGCGGAGUUGAGAAAUCAGCCUUACAGU
Molecule: messenger RNA, 3341 nt
Organism: Acipenser ruthenus (sterlet)
Lineage: Eukaryota; Metazoa; Chordata; Actinopteri; Acipenseriformes; Acipenseridae
Product: cerebellar degeneration-related protein 2-like
Exons: 5
Coding region: 245-1639 (464 amino acids)
Source: RefSeq, a predicted model, not a curated record